AAAUGAUCUCGAGCCUUCGGCGAAGCAUGCGUGUGUUUUGAAAGUAAAAAUUCGAAUUGAAAUAUUCGUAACUCCGUAAGAAAAUCUUGAACUGUGUGCUGUAGAUUUUAUAAAUUAUAUUGCGAAGAAGUUUAUCAGCUUCUGACGGUCAACGUUUUCUGAGACAUCACUUUUAUCAUUAGCAAGCACAAUGGAUCUCAUGGACGAUGACUCUGAAAUGGAAGGCUAUCACUCAGAGGACUCUGCACAGGAUUCAGAUGAGGAGCUUCAGGAGGCCUUCAGAACAGGAAAGCUGCAGCCUGGUCUGAAUAUUGUCAAAGAAAGACCAGUGAAAACAUUUGUCAACAAUGAGGGCGCCAUCCUGGCCAAACUGGAGGAGAUCCGCGUCCGCCUGCCGUGGCUCGAGCGGCUCGACCUGGUCAACCGGCCCGCACCCAUGGCGCCCGAACUCAAACGAGACCAAGAGCAAAUAAUGACAGAUGCCACCGAUGAUUCGAUAGCAGAAGAUGACUUUAAACGGGAGAUGCUGUUUUACCGGCAGGCCCAGGCGGCCGUGCUGGAGGGUCUGCCGCGCCUCCAGGCGGAGGGAGUACCCACCCGCCGGCCCGACGACUACCUCGCCCAGAUGGUCAAAUCGGACGAACAGAUGGACAAGGUACGGAAGUUCCUCAUCAGGCAGAAGACGCAGAAGGAAAUGUCCGAGAAGGCGCGCAAACUCCGCGAGCUGAAGAAGACGGGGAAGAGGACGCAGAUCGAGGCGCAGCAGCGGAAGCAGAAGGAGAAGAAGGAGAUGCUGGAGAAGAUGAAGAAGUUCAGAAAGGGCACGGAAAAGAAUCUCGAUUUCCUCGAGACGCCGGAGGAGCUGCAGUCCAACAAACGACAGCAGCCGGGCAAGGCGCGCAAUCAGAAGAAAAAACUGUCUCAGAAGCGCCAGGAGAAGGACGCCCGGUUCGGGUUCGGCGGCAGGAAGCGCGGCCAGAAGCGGAACACAGCAGAGAGCACCUCCGACACGUCCUGGACCAGCGGCAAGAGCCGCGGCGGCAAAAAGUUCGUCUCCAAGGCGGGCGGGAAGGGUCGCGGGCCGGCCGGCGGGGCGGCGGGGGGCCGCGCGAAGGGAGGCAGGGGCGGCGGCGGCGCGCCCAACAAACGGCCCGGCAAACUGGCCCGACAGAAUAUGAAGAACAAGGCGAAAAGUCGGAAAUGAGCAGGGGCUGUGGGGCUGGACAUCCGUAUGUGGGUCAUCGUGGGUCAUGCCGCUUGUAAUACAUGUGUACAAUUCACUGA
Amphibalanus amphitrite is the source of this 1284-nucleotide messenger RNA. Its product is annotated as probable rRNA-processing protein EBP2. Gene Ontology annotation, biological process: rRNA processing; ribosomal large subunit biogenesis. The coding region runs from base 191 to 1204 and encodes 337 amino acids. The transcript is spliced from 8 exons. The record is from RefSeq and is a predicted model, not a curated record. Lineage: Eukaryota; Metazoa; Arthropoda; Thecostraca; Balanomorpha; Balanidae. Gene Ontology annotation, cellular component: nucleolus; preribosome, large subunit precursor; nuclear periphery.